AUGGAGCUUGCGACGGAGCACGUGCGCUUGCUUGAUGCAGGCAAGUUGCGUCUGGCGUACACUUCGCCGCUGUCCACAGACUGCUUCGCGUCAGUGGCUUCUCCGAAGACGCAGCUGCUGCAACACGGCAACACUUACGGCCUGACCUUCACGGCGACGGCGCGAGGUUUUGUCAUGACGACGAACAAGGAGCUCGAAGCUCGUUGCAUUGAGUACAAUCAACGACGACAGGAAGCUUUGGACCGCGGCGAAGGAAGAGCAACUAUCGAGACUGACGAGCUGCCGGUAUCCAGAGAGAUCGAGCUGCCGUUUACUGCCUACUGGAUUGCACUCUCUUCAGACGAGCUCUUGGUGGCAGUAGCAUAUGCGAGCUCAGUUGCAUUGUUUGAAGUUGCGCACAUCGUCGAGGCGGUGAACCCAGCGCCUUUCCACACGUUUGCCGAGCUGCAAGCACAAGAAAUUGCAUGGUGCUCGGACUCCAAACGAGUGGCAGUGUUGACGCUAGAAAAGCAUGUGGUGGUGUGCACGCUUGACGGGGCCAAAAUCAGGAUUGAAACACCGACCGCCGCGUCAUCCAUGUCUUGGUCUCCAUCGAAGAAGCAUAUCGCAGUUGGCUUAGUUGACGGCACGAUUGCCGUCUUUGAUCAGGACACACUUCGAAUGGCUCGAUCUCUUGGUCAGCCUGAAUGCUGCGGUGAUGCAAUGUUUGCUGUUCACCAUGUCAACUGGGCAGAGGAAGAGCUGAUGCUGGCUGGAUAUUGCAAACAUGAUGAAAAAAACGAAGAAACGAGCGCUCUGGUUUGCAUUUUUGACAACGGCAAGUGUGUGGAGCUGGACGAGGUCGUCGGCUUUUUCGACGUGGAGAAUCGAAGUCAUCAGUACUUUUCUACGUUCUUACGGGAUUGGCGGAUGUUCUUUAUUGGCUGCUCUCUGAGCGCAGAUAUUGAGCUGCUCGUAUCGGAUCCGGAAGGUGGUGAGUGGGAACUGUGGAAACCCCUCGAAAAGUAUCAAGCGCGCCUUCCGAUGAACGCUGAGGAUGAGGAAUCGUUUCCCAUGGGUUUUGCCCUGAAUCUAAACUCGACGUUGCCUGUCCCGGUCGAUGAAGACACAUUUUCGCCUGUGCCCAUCGUUUCGUGCUCCAGUACUGAUGGGCUUCUAGUCAACUUUGCAUUCGUGGACACAACUGUCCAAGAAGUCGAGUUUGUCAACACUCCGUUGCCGUUUGAUAAGACAGCAACGCGUACAGCCGCGGCAGUGGUGGAGCCGAAGGCAUGUGAUCGCGGAGCGACGAAUAAGCUCCAGAGUACAUCCGACGUAACGUCAGUAGACAAAAGUGCCUCACAAAGCUCCACAUUCUCACAUGGUUACGGCCAGAAUGACGAGAAUGAGUUUGCAGAUUCUGACAGUGAAUCGAGUGAUGAAGAAGAAGAACGCAAAGAAGAACUGGAGAAAGCUAGAACCGCGUUCCACACGAUCGCAUCUGAUGGAGCCAGCUAUAUUCUUUCUGAGCACUUUCCCAAGUUGUUUAAGGCAUUGGGAUCUACGUACUCUGAAGACGAGCACGCAAGCACAGUGAAAAGCCUCGAGAAGGAUGGAAAGGUGUAUGAGGCAGAUUUCGUUUCUUGGUACGUGAAUUGGAUUUUUGGCGACGACGACUUGGAGUCGGACGAUGAGACAAACGCACCUGCAUUGUCGGCGACAGAGCCCGUCAAAAUGAAGUCUAAGGACGAAAUCACAGCGGCAUUCUCGAAGUUUACGACCAAGGAAGGAAGCUGGAAGUGCGAUGUGUGUAUGGUUGGCAACGACCCGGAGGCGGUCAAGUGUAGUGCCUGUGAGGCUCCAAACCCUGCUGCGCCUAAGGUCAAGACCCCUAUAACGACGACGAGUGGCAUGUCUACAGGCACGAUUGGUUCGGGUGGGUUUUCGUUCCCCGUUUCUGCAGAAGAUGCCUCGAAACCACCAUCAUUUUCCUUCGCUGCAUCCCCCGGUGCAGCAAUAUCCGGCGCAAGCAAUUUUGGCGGGUUCACGUUUGCUGAUACGGUGCAAACAUCGGGGGUCAGCUUUCCGAGCAGUACAAUCGCAUCUGGAACAGGUUUUAGUUUCCCAUCUACCGCGACGUCUUCGACCGGCAUGAAAAUUGACCUGCAUCGCGAUAGCUCUAGCGAUGAUGUGAGCAAGUUGCCGUCAAGCACCGGUGUUGUCGAGCAGAUUGCGUCGCACGAGUAUGGUCAAAGGAGUGAGCACCGGUAUGCAGAGUCUGAUGGUGAGGAGAGUGACGAUGAGAAAGAGAUAAAGGAAGAGGAAAGUAACGCCAGAACCGCAUUUCGCUCUAUUGCGCAAGAAGGAACUGAUUGUAUCACCGCAGAUCAAUUCCGAAAGCUCCUUGCCAGUUUGAAAUUAACUCAUUCCGACGAACAGCGUGCUAGCACCCUCAACAUCUUGGAAAAGAAUGGAAAGGUGCAUGAAGCCGAUUUCGUUUCGUGGUACGUCGGUUGGAUCUUCGGCGAUUCUGAUUCCGGACAUGAUUCAAAUUCGCUCUCAUCCUCCCCGACACAAAAAGCAAACAACGGUUACGGCCAGAACGACGAGAAUGAGUUUGCAGAUUCUGAUAGUGAAUCGAGUGAUGAAGAAGAAGAACGCAAAGAAGAACUGGAGAAAGCUAGAACUGCGUUCCACACGAUCGCAUCUGAUGGAGCCAGCUAUAUUCUUUCUGAGCACUUUCCCAAGUUGUUUAAGGCAUUGGGAUCUACGUACUCUGAAGACGAGCACGCAAGCACAGUGAAAAGCCUCGAGAAGGAUGGAAAGGUGUAUGAGGCAGAUUUCGUUUCUUGGUACGUGAAUUGGAUUUUUGGCGACGACGACUUGGAGUCGGACGAUGAGACAAACGCACCCGCAUUGUCGGCGACAGAGCCCGUCAAAAUGAAGUCUAAGGACGAAAUCACAGCGGCAUUCUCGAAGUUUACGACCAAGGAAGGAAGCUGGAAGUGCGAUGUGUGUAUGGUUGGCAACGACCCGGAGGCGGUCAAGUGCAGUGCCUGUGAGACUCCAAACCCUGCUGCGCCUAAGGUCAAGACCCCUAUAACGACGACGAGUGGCAUGUCUACAGGCACGAUUGGUUCGGGUGGGUUUUCGUUCCCCGUUUCUGCAGAAGAUGCCUCGAAACCACCAUCAUUUUCCUUCGCUGCAUCCCCCGGUGCAGCAAUAUCCGGCGCAAGCAAUUUUGGCGGGUUCACGUUUGCCGAUACGGUGCGAACAUCGGGGGUCAGCUUUCCGAGCAGUACAAUCGCAUCUGGAACAGGUUUUAGUUUCCCAUCUACCGCGACGUCUUCAACUGGACUACAAUCUUGUGCUGCUGAAGACUCGAUUGUUGAUCCGUCUAGUGCUAGCAAGAGCAGCUAUCCUCCGGACACGACGUCGCAGCCGAAGCCUCCUACGUUUGGCACUGCUAGCAAGAGCAGCUAUCCUCCGGACACGACGUCACAGCUGAAGCCUCCUACGUUUGGCACUGCUAGCAAGAGCAGCUAUCCUCCGGACACGACGUCGCAGCCGAAGCCUCCUACGUUUGGCACUGCUAGCAAGAGCAGCUAUCCUCCGGACACGACGUCGCAGCCGAAGCCUCCUACGUUUGGCACUGCUAGCAAGAGCAGCUAUCCUCCGGGCACGACGUCGCAGCCGAAGCCUCCUACGUUUGGCACUGCUAGCAAGAGCAGCUAUCCUCCGGACACGACGUCGCAGCCGAAGCCUCCUACGUUUGGCACUGCUAGCAAGAGCAGCUAUCCUCCGGACACGACGUCGCAGCCGAAGCCUCCUACGUUUGGCACUGCUAGCAAGAGCAGCUAUCCUCCGGACACGACGUCGCAGCCGAAGCCUCCUACGUUUGGCACUGCUAGCAAGAGCAGCUAUCCUCCGGACACGACGUCACAGCCGAAGCCUCCUACGUUUGGCACUGCUAGCAAGAGCAGCUAUCCUCCGGACACGACGUCGCAGCCGAAGCCUCCUACGUUUGGCACUGCUAGCAAGAGCAGCUAUCCUCCGGACACGACGUCGCAGCCGAAGCCUCCUACGUUUGGCACUGCUAGCAAGAGCAGCUAUCCUCCGGACACGACGUCACAGCCGAAGCCUCCUACGUUUGGCACUGCUAGCAAGAGCAGCUAUCCUCCGGACACGACGUCACAGCCGAAGCCUCCUACGUUUGGACGCGAGACAAUGCCUGAUAAGACUACAUCGUCGUCCUUGUUUACUGUCGGUACGAAAACGAUUGGUUCGCAGUCGAAGUUGUUCGCACCAGUGGAUAACUUGGAUAGCGCCGUCGCUCCAGCAGAGUCGAAAUUUCGAUGGGAAAGUGCAUUUGGAGGCGGUGUGGCCACAAAGACAGCAGGUAGCACCUCGUCGUCACCAUUCGGCUUAGUCCCAAAACCCGUUUCGCAGAGUGCGUUUUCAUUUGGCUCAGCGCGCGCGAGUGGAUCAACGGAUUUUGCCGGAAAAAGUAACGCAGCACGGCCAAGCUUAUCGUUCGGCAGUUGGUCGUCAGCGCUGGAUACAAGUAAGGAGCAUGACAUCCUUGAGGACCAAGUUCCGACGAAGCGUACGCUGAAUUUUGAAGAUUAUCGCGCUCUUGAAGCAAAGACGACUUCCGUUCUAGUGCCAAAGGAGAGUGCGAUACCGCCUGUUGGUCCCGCUGAGUCAGGCAUCAGUAUUCCUUCGUCACAUAUGGAAGGCCAAUUGUGGAAACUGAUUGUGAAUUUUGACAAGUCUCUUCAGCGGGUGAAUCAGAACUCGACGAAAAUACUGUCAAGCGAUCCCGAGUUCUCAAUAAAUUGUGUGGCGAGAAUAGACAAGAUACGCAUUCAAAUAUCCGAAUUCUGUACGACGAUCAACGACCUCGACGAGUUACGGGACCAAAUCGAGAAGGAUGUCCUAUAUGUGAUCGGAAGUGACGGUGACGUGCACGAGCAGCUUGAGUACAGCCGCGAAAUGCUGAACAGCUUUAACGACGAGGUUCUCAAGAGAGCCCUGGAAAUACAACCUCUCGAUCAGCGAUCCCAGCAAACUUGGGACUCGUUGAAGCUGAAAUUAGCUAAGGUCAAAAAGUGCUGUCUCGAACUUGACAGUUAUCUCUCGUCGUCGAAGAUCGGCGCGGACGAACUUGGUGCUGAGUCUUCAGCGCAUCUGUUCCGUGUGUUGAAGCAAACAUACGACAAAUCGAAGAUGCAGUACAAUGAAGUGUGUAAGCUGGCUGAGUAUCUGAAAGAGCUGAGGAUGGGCAGCGACCGUGCGUAUCAAACUAGUGGUGGGAUCACUGCUAUCGAAAGUGAAGCUCCUUCUACAGCAACCAAGGCGGAUAUGAUUCAGAUGAUCGUGGAGACUGAGGAACGUCGUCAAGCUGUGCGUCGCAACUUUUUGGCUUUAUGCAAUAAUGUAGUUACUCCUCGUGACGUAGUCUCGACACCGCGGCGGAAAUUGGCCCCUCUUACUCCUUCAAGCUCUUCGGCGUCGCCGCUUCUUGCCAAAGCCAGUAGCAAGCUGAUGCCAAAGAUGCGCUUGAGCGUUGCUUCUCCGCUGAGCUCAGCCAAGCAGUCGCCAAAAUCUGCUUCAUUCAAGAACACUCCCAUCAAGUCUGGAUCGAAGCUGUCGGCGUUGGCAGAAGCUAUGGUGCCGAAAGAGGAGGCCGCCAAGUUGGUGCAGACCCCACAUUCAACAAAAGCAAUCGUGGGUGUCGGUAGAGCGCCUCAGAGACCGAGUCUGAGAGUCCCGCCUGCUGAGAAGAAGCCUGCAUCGACGACAUUUUCUACUGCGCGGUCAUCCAACGCAGUUGGUUUUCCGAAGUCUUCGAAGGAAACUGCGACUUCCGUAGCAGCUCUCGCCAAGACGGACGAUGCAAAGACUGCAACAGGUUCUCCGUCGAGCGAGCCCGGAGUCAAUGUACCCAUAGUAAAGGCGAAACCCGGAGCUGACGCCAGACCGACUGCUGCGUCUUCUCCCGGAGGAACAGACUCAUUUCCAAAGUCCUCUUUCACCUUCGGCUAUGGAUCAAGUAACGCGAAGGGUGCCACACAGCCGCUUUCUACAACUCCUGCUGCGGUGGACUACAAGGCCCUGAUGGAAAAGUUCUACAAGGUCCACAAUCCAUCAAAAAUUGACGGAGGCAUGAUGGAUAAGAUUCUGACAACGUACAAGGGCAAGGAGAAAGACUUGUUUGCUCGUCUCUUUAGCAUGUAUGUCCCCGAUUCGACGCCCGAUGAUGUGGCCAAGUAUCUACACGGAGGUCCGGUUCCCCCGAAAUCCGAGUCCGGGGCAGCGGCUUCGAAACCUGUCACGCCAGCAGCUAAGAGUCCGUUUGUCGGGUCAUCUUCCACUCAAGCAAGUCCGUUUACGGCAUCUUCGGCUCAAGCAAGUCCGUUUGGGACAUCAUCUGCUCAGGCAAGUCCGUUUGGGGCUCCUCCUUCGGCAUUCAGCCUCAAUCCUGCCACAAACAUGUCGUCUGGUUUCGGUGGCUUUGGAUCUUCCACGGCGGUCUCUUCGUUCACUACGCCGGCAUUCCCGACGCCUACUUUUGGCAAGCCAGCUGUCGACUAUCGUCAGAAGCUGGUGGACUUUUACCAGAAGUACAACCCGAGCAAGCUCAGCAGUGUGGAUGCCACGUUGCAGAAGUACAAGGGGAACGAAGAAAAACUCUUUCAGAAUUUGGCUACCAAGUACAGGGUGGAUGUCUCGAACGUGAGUGGUGCGUGCGUUCCGCCUGCUAGUCCAGCUAUGCAGCCUACCAAGCCGAAUGCGGCAGCAAGCCCUUUUGGCAAACCAGGAGCAUUUUCAGUCCCGAGCACUUCGAGUGGACCAACAUUUGGGUCUACUAACUCAGUCGGUUUCGGUGGAGCAACGCCAUCCCCAGUGGCGUCUCCGUUUGGUGCAGGAUCGACCCCAGCUUCGUCUCCAUUCGGAGCUAUCCCCUCUCAGCCCGCCAGUGGUUUCGGGUCUGCUGGCGGAAUAGGAUUCGGUGGUGGGUUUCAAUCGACCAUUGCUACGAACCCCUCUCCAUUUGGAGCAACAACGGCCGGAUUCGGAGUUGCUCCGAGUGGCGGAUUCGGAGCUGCUCCGGGCGGCUUUAACUAUCGUGAGAAGCUUACAGCUUUUUACCAGCAACACAACCCCGCUAAGCUAGGCUCUGUCGAUGCGACGUUGGAGAAGUACAGGGGCCGAGAAGACCACCUCUUUGCAAUGCUGGAGCAAAAGUAUAUGAGGAAGGCGCCGAUGACAGCCCUGAGUACAGGAGGCUUUGGUAUUCCUAGUACCUCAACGUUUGGUGGUGGUGGUGGUGGUGGCGGGUUUGGCGCACCAUCAGGCUUGGGGGUAGCAAGUCCUACUCCUGCAUUUGGUUCGGCUUCGGCAUUAGGAGCCGCCGCGCAGCCUGUCUUUGGUGGAGCUGCAGGCAUGGGCUUCGGCGGAAUGGCGUCGCAAAUGAGCGGGGGAUUUGGUUCGGCUGCUCCUGCUGCGGGCGCUGGCUUUGGUUCUCAGCCCCCAGCGUUUGGUAUGGCUACGCAGCAGUCUAGUGGCUUUGGUGCUGCUGCCCAGAACAGUGGUGGUUUUGGCUCUGGUUUCGAUGGUGGUGCAGCGGCCGGCAGCUUUGGCAAACCAGCUGCAUUCACGAGCGCGAGCUUUACCCAGAUGCGGUGA
Messenger RNA from Hyaloperonospora brassicae, 7671 nucleotides. The record is from the annotation of a GenBank genome assembly. NCBI's taxonomy places the organism in Eukaryota, Oomycota, Peronosporomycetes, Peronosporales, Peronosporaceae.